Chanos chanos (milkfish) is the source of this 3285-nucleotide messenger RNA. It is a transcript of the gene msh3, whose product is annotated as mutS homolog 3 (E. coli). The record is from RefSeq and is a predicted model, not a curated record. Gene Ontology annotation, biological process: mitotic recombination; mismatch repair; somatic recombination of immunoglobulin gene segments. Gene Ontology annotation, molecular function: mismatched DNA binding; ATP-dependent DNA damage sensor activity; ATP binding. The coding region runs from base 1 to 3285 and encodes 1094 amino acids. Lineage: Eukaryota; Metazoa; Chordata; Actinopteri; Gonorynchiformes; Chanidae. Gene Ontology annotation, cellular component: nucleus. The transcript is spliced from 24 exons.
AUGCACGCGAACUUUGCAAAAGCCAAAGCUCCGAAGUCAAGCACACAGACAACAAUCAGCAAAUACUUUAGCGGUUCUAGCAGUAAAUCCUCGGAGGCUCAGCUUGGAACUAAAUCUGGUGACUGUCAUGGAGGGGGUAGGGGCAAGAACAAAAUAUCAGCUGAUGGAGAACAAGCGUCCAGGAAAAGACCUAAACUAUCUCAUGACGUGGAGGAGGAGGACAGAGAUGGGGAUUGCACGCUCAUCAACAACGCUGUUAAACCUCCACCUAAAGAGGAGAAGGCCUCUGUCUGUAGAGCAAGUGUCUCCUGCUCCACCCUGGAGAGACUGAAGGGCUUUAGCUGUGCUGGUAACUCAGAAAGCACAGCCCCAAACCAGGGUAGCAGGAUGAGUUUGGAGCCUCCACAAACUGGGAACACUCAGUGUCAGUAUAUGGAACAGGAUGACAACAAUGUGCCGGAUGUUGAGGACGAGGUUAAUGAAGAGUCUGAGAAGAAUAAACAGGUGCUGAGUCUCGGUCAUUUUGCUAAGACUGGUGGUGUUCCAACCAAAAAGAAUCUUCCAGAACCAAGCGUCAUUAACAGAAGAACUAAGAGCAUCUACACUCCAUUGGAGCAGCAGUACAUGGAGAUAAAAGAAAAACACAAGGACACAUUACUCUGUGUCGAGUGCGGAUACAAGUACAGGUUCUUUGGUGAAGACGCUGAGAUUGCUGCUAAGGAGCUAAAGAUCUUCUGUCACAUGGAUCAUAAUUUUAUGACUGCGAGCAUCCCGACUCAUCGUCUGUUUGUGCACGUUCGUCGCCUGGUCUCCCAGGGAUACAAAGUUGGUGUUGUAAAACAGACAGAAACUACAGCCCUCAAAGCAUCCAGCGCUAACAAGAGCUCACUCUUCACAAGAGAAUUAAGUGCCCUCUACACCAAAUCCACCCUUGUAGGGGAAGAUGUGAACCCUCUGCUAAAAUUGGACGACCUGGAGCAGGCUGAAGAUGUGGUUCAAGACACUCCAAACAACUACCUGAUGUGUGUUAGCGAGUCCUUUGACAAGCAGACCAAGGAACUGACUCUGGGUAUUGUGGUGGUACAGCCCAGCACGGGGGACGUGAUGGUGGACUGUUUUAAGGACGGCCAGUCCCGUUCGGAGCUGGAGGCCAGAGUACUGAGGAUCCAACCAGUGGAGAUCUUGGUGCCCUCUGACCUUUCUGAGACCAGUGACAGACUCCUACGCAGUAUUGCUUUGUCCAGUGUACAAGCCGAUGACCGCAUUCGCAUCGAGCAACGGGAAAGCGCUCAGUUUGAGUUUCCCACGGCGAUGAAAACGGUCAAAGAUUUCUACUCAAACUCUCCUCACCACAUGUCCGAAGGCAUAGACAAAGGGUCCCAGUAUUUCUACAUGAGCCUGGAGAGUACAGUGAUUUGCAGUCUGGGGCCAGUCAUUGAGUACCUGACUGAGUUUAAACUGGAGCGGGUGCUUCUUUGUGCCAGUUCGUUCAAAAGACUUUCAAGUGAUAUGGACUUCAUGGCCCUCAGUGCGACCACCAUGAAAAAUCUGGAAAUCCUUUCUAAUCAGACGACAGGAGCCGUCAAGGGCAGUCUCUUGUGGGUUCUGGACCACACGCUCACUCCGUUUGGGAAACGUCUGUUGAAGAAAUGGGUCACGCAGCCCCUGAAGUCCACACCUGAGAUCCGGUCUCGUCAGGAAGCUGUGGCCGAAAUCCUCUCUUCUGAGUCCAACAUUCUUCCCUGCGUCAGAGACCUGCUGGUUCGUCUCCCGGACCUGGAGCGGGGACUUUGUAGCAUUUACCAUAAGAAGGAGUUUUACCUCAUCACCAGCACACUCUCCCGGCUCUGCGUGGAACUCAAAGCCAUGAUACCCGCCAUUCAGUUUCAGCUUAACUCCUCCCUCCUCAAGGGCCUACUACUGGACACGCCCCAACUGCUUGACCCCGCCCAAAACUUUCUCAAGGUGCUCAGUGAGAAAGCUGCCAAGGCAGGUAACAAAACGGAACUGUUUUCUGAGCUGACUGACUUCCCCGUGAUCCGGGAGAGGAAGGAGGAAAUCCAGGUCGUUCUUUCCGAGAUUAUGGAGCACCGGCGCGAGAUCCGCCUCGUUCUCCGGAGCCCGGCUCUGGAUUACGUGACCGUAUCCGGACAGGAGUUUCUCAUUGAAGUGAAGAACAGCAUGUCCUCUACUGUGCCCUCAGACUGGGUGAAAAUCAACGGCACAAAAACUGUGGGCCGUUAUCACUCCCCUUUUAUUGUGGAGCGUCACAGAAGACUGCUACAGCUACGAGAACAGCUUGUUAUCGACUGUAAUCGAGAGUGGAUUAACUUUUUGCAUCUAUUUGGGGAGCACUACUACAUCCUGAGGAAAGCUGUUUGUCACCUAGCAACUGCUGACUGCCUGUUCUCAUUGGCUCAGGUUGCUAAAGAAAACAAUUACUGCAGGCCAGAGGUUUUGGAGGGAGAGGGACAGAUUGUGAUCAGAGAAGGCCGACACCCAGUCAUUGACAGUCUGAUGGGGGAGCAGGACCAGUACGUGCCCAAUGACACCAUGCUGAAGGGUGAUGGAAGACGUGUUAUGAUCAUAACCGGCCCAAACAUGGGCGGCAAAAGCUCGUACAUCCGUCAGGUGGCACUGAUCACCAUCAUGGCCCAAAUGGGAUCAUUUGUGCCAGCUGCAGAGGCUUCACUGGGUAUUGUGGAUGGCAUCUACACAAGGAUGGGAGCAUCUGACAACAUAUCAAGAGGCAGGAGCACCUUUAUGGAGGAGUUGGUGGAGGCCUCGGAGAUUCUGUCCCGUGCCACCUCCCACUCUCUGGUCAUUCUGGACGAGUUAGGCCGUGGCACGAGCACCCACGACGGCAUAGCCAUCGCGUAUGCCACCCUGGAGUAUUUCAUCAGAGAGGUGAAGUCACUAACACUGUUCGUGACCCACUACCCCCCGCUGUGUGAACUGGAAAGGGUUUACCCUGAACAUGUUGGCAACUACCACAUGGCGUUUCUACUGAACGAGCCUGAAACCCCUGAAGAGGAGGAGGAGCUGAAGCCGGAGUUCAUCACGUUCCUGUAUGAGCUGACGAAGGGGGCGGCAGCCAGGAGCUACGGGCUAAACGUGGCCCGUCUGGCUGACGUUCCCGACCCUGUCCUCAGGACCGCAGCUCUCAAAUCCAAAGAGCUCGAGGCCGUAGUCAACCACAGGAGGAAAACUGUCAAGCUGCUGUCCGAAGUCUGGAAUAUAUCCGAUAAGACGUCGCUAGUCAAAUGGAUUGGGUCGAACCUCUGA